CUCGGACUUUCGAACAAAUAUACUUGUUUCCAGCACGGCGAAAGUCGGGAUUGCGAAUAACUUGCACUGCGUUCAACAGCGCAUGUGCUAGGCUAUACGCUGCGAGUGCAGUGUUAGAAGGACAUCGCUCACGAGCCACAUCUAUCGCAGUCCAGCCGGGUUUAGUCCUUCGGAUUUCGCUGGUCAUCAUCAUCUCGUCAGAGGGUUUCCCCAGUCGGCAGUCUUCCGACUGCUCACAGUCUCACUUGCAUCCGCGGUGCGUGUGCAGAAGGAAAGUCUUGCAAGCCGGACGUUGGUGGUGAUAACGGUUGAAAAGGCUGGAUGAUAUAGACGGGUGAUAUAGACACAGGAAGACCGACCUAUCAUCCAUCAUGAGUCGGCCGCGCUUCUUCACAGCUCCUCGCAAAGGAGAGAACUUUGAACUUCUCGCAGAUCUCAAUUCCGAGUAUCGGGACCGGCGCAAAGAUGCGAUCAAGCGGGUCAUUGCCAACAUGACUAUCGGGAAAGAUGUCUCUGGCCUAUUUGCGAGCGUGCUCAAGAAUGGCCAGACCGAAGAUCUGGAACAGAAGAAGCUCGUAUAUCUUUACCUGAUGAACUACGCCAAAACCCAACCGGAGCUGGUUAUUUUAGCUGUCAACACAUUUGUCAAGGACUCAGAAGAUCAGAACCCACUCAUUCGCGCACUCGCAUUACGGACAAUGGGCUGUCUGCGCGCCGAGAAGAUCAUCGACUACCUCUCAGACCCCUUGACUAAAGGGCUCCGAGAUGAGAAUCCGUACGUCCGCAAAACCGCCGCCAUAUGCGUCGCCAAGCUGUACGACCUCAAGCCGGAGCUUGCGGUCGAGAACGGCUUCGUGUCACGCCUGCAAGAGAUGGUCGGCGACUCAAAUCCAAUGGUCGUCGCCAAUGCCGUCACAGCGCUCACCGACAUCCACGAGGCGGCCUGCGAGGCGGACCCUUCGGGCCAAGCGAGCGUCUUUGUCAUCGACAGCGGCAUCCUACAGAAGCUCCUCAUCGCGCUCAACGAGUGCACAGAGUGGGGCCGCAUCGCCAUCUUGAACUCGCUGGCGAGAUACAAGAGCACAGACGAGCAGGAGGCCGAGCACAUCUGCGAGCGCGUCAUGCCGCAGUUCCAACACGCGAAUGGCAGCGUUGUACUCGGAGCUGUCAAGGUGAUCCUCAUCCACAUGCAAAAAGUCAACAAACCCGACUUUAUCAAGCAACUCAUCCGCAAGAUGGCGCCACCGCUCGUGACGUUGAUAUCCUCCGCGCCAGAGGUACAAUGGGUGGCACUACGCAACGUCAACCUCGUCCUGCAGCGGCACCCGGACCUCCUCAACACGGAGCUACGGAUUUUCUUCUGCAAGUACAAUGAUCCGAGCUACGUAAAACUCGAGAAGCUCGAGAUCAUGAUCAAGCUUGCAAAUGCGCGCAACGUCGACAUGCUCCUGAGCGAGCUGAAAGAGUACGCGUCCGAGGUGGACGUUGAUUUCGUCCGGCGGUCGAUCCGCGCGAUCGGGCAAUGCGCUGUCAAGAUUGAUGAGGCGGCUGAGCGGUGCGUGCACGUCCUGCUGGACCUGAUCGCGACGCGUGUCAGCUACGUCGUGCAGGAGGCGAUCAUCGUGAUCAAGGACAUCUUUCGAAAAUACCCGUCCAAUUACGAGGGCAUCAUCCCGACACUUUGCGCGAACCUUGACGAUCUCGACGAGCCAGAGGCAAAGGCGUCACUGAUCUGGAUCGUCGGCGAGUAUGCCGAGAAGAUAAACAAUGCGGAGGAGCUGCUCGCGUCGUUUUUGGACAACUUUGUCGAGGAACAGCACCAGGUGCAGUUUCAGACGCUCACCGCGACCGUCAAGCUUUUCCUCAAGAAGCCGGACAACUCGCAGACGAUCGUGCAGCAGGUGCUCGAGAAGGCCACGACGGAGUGCGACAGCGCUGACAUCCGCGACCGCGCGUACAUCUACUGGCGCCUGCUCAGCAGCCCGGACACCAACGCAGGGCGCAGCGUCAUCCUCGCUGAGCGACCGCCGAUUUCCAUCCCGCUCUCGACGCUCUCGCCAGCACUGCUCGACGAGCUGCUCUCCGAUCUGUCGUCGCUGGCUAGUGCAUACCACAAGCCAGAGUCGACAUUCAUUGGCAAAGGCCGCGUCGGCGCGGAUGAGAUGAGCAAGAAGGUGGCUGAACACGACGAUAUUACACGGGAGAAAGCGCUCGCAACGGUGGUACAAGGUGCCAAUGCGGAGAACCUGCUCGACUUUGACGAUGACACGAGCAGCGGGUCCGUGGCGCAACACCCAAAUGCUGCGACAGGCGGGCUCGGGGGGCUGGAGGACCUCCUAGGUGGGAAUGAUGUGCUGGGCGGCCUCGACGGCUUGAGUCUCUCGGCUGCACCUGGCGCGGGGGCCUCGUCAGCAGCGGCAGCGGCAGUGCAGUCUACGCAGCUAAAUGACCUACUUGGGCUGUGA
This is a messenger RNA of Tilletiaria anomala UBC 951, 2465 nucleotides long. RefSeq names its product Adaptor protein complex beta subunit. Gene Ontology annotation, cellular component: membrane coat. The coding region runs from base 372 to 2465 and encodes 697 amino acids. Lineage: Eukaryota; Fungi; Basidiomycota; Exobasidiomycetes; Georgefischeriales; Tilletiariaceae. The transcript is spliced from 6 exons. Gene Ontology annotation, molecular function: clathrin binding. The record is from RefSeq and is a predicted model, not a curated record. Gene Ontology annotation, biological process: intracellular protein transport; vesicle-mediated transport.